AUGGUCACACACGAAGAAGAAGCAGACACUACCCUCCGAGCUCUCCCAACUACCGCCCAACGUUCAGCCGCCCUCAAAAUACAUCGCCUCACUGGGCAAUUUCCCUGGGAAAUUGUGGAUUUUUGUACUGAGACUAAAUGGGACGUCAAACUCCUCGAGAAGUUCAUUCUUCUCAUCCUUAACUGCUUUGCCGGAAAGUUGAGCAGAGCCGACGUCAAACGACUACGAUCUGCCAUUUACCAGCAGAUAGAGCCAAAGCCCUUUGCAAAACGCAUGUGUCUUUCGCAAACCGACAUACAGGGAGCCCAGCGCGAACUGAAAAGGUCAGCGUUGCAGCAAUCACAUCCUGAGAAAGACGAGACAGCCUCAAAGGACCCUGCCAACCAAAGGAAGCGCUCGUUAUCUUCCAGCAUAUCUUCUGCUGCAAAGCGGGUUCGUAUUCAAGAACAAGAUGACCCACCCGCAUUUUCUACGCGUUCUUAUAAAAGAUCGAACGGAGAUCCUAUAAGUACAAAGCCAGCCGAGUCCAAAAGUCCAGCAAAAUUUCAAAGGUCACCUAUCGGCAAUAAUAGAGUGGAUACAACGGAUGACGAAGAGGACGAAGAGGGGGAGGGGGACGACGACGACGACGACGACGAAGAAGAAGAAAAGGAAAAUGACAAGGAAACGCAGCAAGAUGGGGAUGUCAUAGAAACAGAUCAAAAUGACAAUGACAAGGCCAAGCAAAAUCUUGAGGUGAUAGAAGUCCAUGACAGCUCAGAAGAGACUCUUGAUCUUGACCAAGAUCAAGACCAUGUCCAAGACUCGUCACCUGAACAUCGCGACGUGGAAGAACCCGCCGUCGGCUCAGAAGACAUUCCGAUAGGACAUGGGGAAGUGGAACAACCAAUUAUCGAACCAAACCCCCCAUCUCAAGCUACGGCUUGUUCGACCCCAGUACCAAAACCCUCAUCUCAAGCUACGACUUAUUCGACCCUGGCACCAAGGCCCUCUGACGGAAAGGUCCUUGUGGCACAGCUCUCCAUGAGCGACAAGGACAUUGCCGACAUAUUCAGAAGGAACAUCUCCUUUAUCGCCACCAGACUGCAGUCCGCCAACGAUAAAAGAUUAAAAGAUGUGGAAACCGAGUACGAGCUUUGCGUACGAAAACGUCAGAAGGCUUUCGAUGCGACGGUAGUGCUGAUCCGCCAAUUGGGCCAACUUUCUAGUGAACGCGCCAAGAUUGAACAAGAUCUUAAAAAGGUGGAUUUCACGGUGGAAAAGACUACUGCCUCUCUGGUAGCGUACCAAGAGCUCCAAGCCGCAGGGGGCGGCAUGAGGCAAAUAUCCGACAUGCUCGACGCCGCUCUAAGAGAGGCUAUAAGCGAAAGGGUAAGAGCUGUGGAGACUUGUUCGACCCAUGAUUUAAGAAUCAAUAAUACGAUCAAGGAACGCGACGAGGCCAAGGCAUCAGUCACUAGAUUAGACGCCGACCUCAAAGAGAUUUCGCAGCGCAGGAUGAAGCUCCAGCGCUCUGGUGAACACACCUUUCAAUGCAACAUUCGAAUGAGCAUCGACGCUAGGGACGAAGAUGGCCAUUUGUUUGAGGACUUGACCUUUCCUUUGGAAGCCAUUGCCCGUGAGCAGGAGAGUCCUUUGCAUUGA
Molecule: messenger RNA, 1644 nt
Organism: Fusarium pseudograminearum CS3096
Lineage: Eukaryota; Fungi; Ascomycota; Sordariomycetes; Hypocreales; Nectriaceae
Exons: 1
Coding region: 1-1644 (547 amino acids)
Source: RefSeq, a predicted model, not a curated record